UCUCCAUCUCCAUCUCCGACGACUCUGCUCAUCUCACCGCGCGCGUAGGCAGGUGCGGCAGCCAGGGGAACUAUGACGGGGCAGCCGCCAAGGCUCGUGUUCCGGUUCACCCAGGCGGAGGUCGCCAAGAUGGAGGAGGUCCUCCGUGAGCUCGACGCCAAGCCCAAGCGUCCUGUCAUCCAGGGCCUAAUCGAUCACUUCAACGCCUCCCCGGACCGCUCAGGCGACGGCAAGGUCCCCGUCCAGUACAAUCAGGUGAGAAAUUGGUUUCAUAACCGGAGGUCCGUGCAGUCGCAGCUGUCUAGGACCACCCGGGGCGCCCCGCCACCGCCGCAAGGGAAGAUGAUGCUGCCCACGGUGGCUGAGGAACACAACCCAGUGGCUGGAUUCUACUCAGGGAAUAGUUCUUCGGAUGGUGUCCAUGUCCAGUUUGAAGCACUGUCAGCUAGAAAUGGCGCAUGGUACGAUGUUGCUGCCUUUCUGAACUACAGGUUCUCUGAAACGAGGGACCCGGAAGUACUAGUUCGGUUUUGUUGGCUUGGACCCGAGGAGGAUGAAUGGAUUGAUGUUUGUAAAUGUGUGAGACUGCGUUCUCUUCAAUGUGUUGCUGUGCUUCCUGGGGAUCUUAUUCUUUGUUUUAAGGAAGGCAAAGAGCAGGCCGUCUAUUUUGAUGCUCGUGUUCUUGAAGUUCAAAGACGCAGGCAUGAUAUAAGGGGUUGCCGCUGCAGGUUUCUUGUCUGCUAUGAUCAUGAUCACUCUGUGGAGACUGUUCCACUCAGCAAGCUAUGCCGUCGACAAAAAUCUAUUCACAUGCACCAGAUCUUGCAUGACAGAUCGGCAGCAGCAUCUGGAGAUGCUCAGAAAGCCCAAAAGCCGCACAAGAUCAUGGAUGUGAACCUUGACAAGGGGACCGGGGUUGCCAUCCCACCAGAUGAAGAAGAGCCAUCUGACAAGCUGGCAGCUCCUUUACAAGCCGCACCUACUAGUCCCCACAACAAUUUGGUUGCAGAUGUUGAGAUGGGGGGUGCAGAGGCUGCUCCAGACGGUGAAGCUGAACAUGAAGCUGAAAACAAGAUGAAUUUGGGAGGGUAGUUGUUUCGCUUCCCUGUGCAUUUUGUUGUGAACUUCUUAGUCCAAAAAUUGUUCUCCUAGGAACUUCCAAUCGAAGAAGGAUGGUUUGCUGGUAACUGUGAUGUGGCGAUGUUGACUUGAUUGCUUGUGUGGUGCUCAAAGUGUUGAAUUCGGUAUCUAUAUCUACAUAGCUAUGUCGUGAGAGAACAUAUUGUUUUGUGGUUGUAU
Messenger RNA from Triticum aestivum (bread wheat), 1299 nucleotides. Its product is annotated as protein SAWADEE HOMEODOMAIN HOMOLOG 2. Bases 73 to 1092 code for a protein of 339 amino acids. NCBI's taxonomy places the organism in Eukaryota, Viridiplantae, Streptophyta, Magnoliopsida, Poales, Poaceae. The transcript is spliced from 7 exons. The record is from RefSeq and is a predicted model, not a curated record. Gene Ontology annotation, molecular function: chromatin binding.